Molecule: messenger RNA, 618 nt
Organism: Uncinocarpus reesii 1704
Lineage: Eukaryota; Fungi; Ascomycota; Eurotiomycetes; Onygenales; Onygenaceae
Exons: 3
Coding region: 1-618 (205 amino acids)
Source: RefSeq, a predicted model, not a curated record
AUGGAAUAUAAUAUUGAAAGCUCGCCUUCUGGCUGUGACCCACCCCCGGCCUAUAGUUUCAGUGAGGCUCCCCAAACGAGCCCGCCGGCAUACAGCACUUCUUGUGGCCAGCGGUUGGACAGUGCUGGUAUGACUGCAAGUGGGAGUCUGCCGCAUCAAGCAGGCGCCGAUUUCCUGCCGCGGGCGGAAUGGAAUACCGAAAAGGGCAAGCGGGGAGGGGCAAGUUACCAGGGCGAGGAAGGAGCGAAGAGAGACGAAGGAAGGCAUAGAGAACCCAGACCUCCCCCUCGAUUGUUCACACGAUGGUGGCUCCAAGGCCGUCAGGGGACGGCUGAUGCCCUUCGGGAGGAGGUCCGCAACCUCCAAGGGCAGAAUCAGCUCCUUGAGAGGGAGAAAGCCGUCCUUGAGGCGGAGAAAGGUGCCCUUGAGAGGGAGAGAGACCGUGCGGAAGCCAAUGCGCGAGAGGACCUCGAGAAGUUCCAUCAAAGGCUGGUGGAGUUGGCCCGAGAAGCGGGCAGUUGCAGCUGGGAGUCUUCCCAGCUGUCAAAACAGCUGAAAGAGAGGGAAGAAGAAAUCCGCGUUUUGCGUUUGAGGCUACGCCGCCGAGCCUCUUUUUAA